Trichoplusia ni (cabbage looper) is the source of this 1626-nucleotide messenger RNA. Its product is annotated as phospholipase A1 member A-like. The coding region runs from base 334 to 1452 and encodes 372 amino acids. The transcript has 2 exons. Lineage: Eukaryota; Metazoa; Arthropoda; Insecta; Lepidoptera; Noctuidae. Gene Ontology annotation, molecular function: lipase activity. The record is from RefSeq and is a predicted model, not a curated record.
UCUCUUGAGUUUUCAUGCCUUAGAAAUUCUAUUCGAUUGUCUGUUCUGACUUUCGUUUAUUCCAAAAUAUAAAGCCACUCACACAAAAGCGUUAGCAUUUUGCCUUUAAAAAUAAAUAAAACAAAGAAGCAUUUCGCGCUAAGAUAAAUCAGUGAACGCACGUAUAAAUAUGUAGUCGUUUAUGUGUAAUACGUGCAUUGUUGUGCAGAGUGGACAUAUUGUUGUAGCUGUGUAGUGGGAUUGUCCGUGAUUCAGUAUCAAGGGUAUGGUUCGGGCGCUGGUCGGUCGUUGUUUAUAUCUAACAGUUACGUAAGUGCAGGCGCAGUGGUGGGCAUGCGACGCGCGCGGAAGGCUGCGCGGGCGCCGGCGACCUGGCCGCCGGCGGCCGCUGUGCUGGCUGUGCUGACGCUGGCUGCUGGCGCUGGGACUGCUGCGACACCAGCGCCCCCCGAGCCCGACACCCUGGCGGCGCUGGGCGGGAUCCUGCCGCCCAUCGUCGUCGACAACUUCGACGAGCUGGUGAAGGCUGCCUCCGCUACCUGCGAGGCGCUCCCGCGACAGCUGCUGUUUGCGCGCACGACGGCGCCGGAGCUGCCGCUGACGGAGGUGGUGCAGUACACGCGGCGCGCGCGGCGCAGCCACCGCGUGCUGAGCGCGCACCGCACGCUGCGCGCGCCGCCCGGCGAGCGCGUCGUGCUCUACGUGCCGGGCUGGUGGAACACGCCCGCCGACGCCUCCUCGCAGGCCAUCGUCAGGGCGCUCAUGACUCGCCACCGCUCCGUGCUGCUGCUCGACACGCGCCUCUCCUUCUGCCGGGGCUACAUCUCGGCAGUAUCCAGCAUCAACCCGCUCUCGCACCUCCUCUUUAGCUUCGUUAAGAAUUUACACAAGAAAGGUCAUUCUAUGUCAUCCAUACACUUGAUAGGGUUCAGCCUGGGCGCCCAUGUGGCCGGGAUGACCGGCAAACUGGUCAAGAUGAAACUGAACGCCACGAUAGGACAGAUAACGGCACUGGACCCGGCGCGACCCUGCUUCGCUCGCGCGGACCAGCGCCUGGAGAGGGGCGACGCCGAGUUCGUGCAGGUGAUCCACUCGAGCGCCGGCGUGCUGGGCAUCGAGGAGCCGCUGGGACACGCCGACGUGUACGUUAACGGAGUGCCCGGGAAGCACCCGGAGUGCGAGCACAAGGCCAUCAGCCUGGAGUGCGACCACGCGCAAGCUUGGAAACUAUUCGCGGCGUCUGCGGUCAAUGAAAAGGUAUUGAUGGGGCGGCAGUGUGCCAACUGGGGCGAGCUGCUGCAGAACAUGUGCAGCGGCAACGAGACACAGCUGGGCUACGCGUGCCGGCCGGACGCGCACGGUAUGUUCCUCUACAAGUCCCGGUCGAAGAGCAAGCCGCCGCCGGCGCCGCGCAAGCCGUCCCGCGCGCUGCGCUGGCCGCUCGCCUGGUAGCUCGCACCGACUCCAAUGGAUUUGCUCAGGAUCUUUAACUUCUGAGGACCGAUAUAAUUGCCUAUAACCCGAUUACCGUCGAAACGUUGUGAUAACGUGCCUGUGAUAUUAGUUAGUAUAAGUUUUUAAUUUUGCUCUUGUUAAGUCUAUGUUUAAUUAAAUGUGUUAAAGAAA